Ipomoea triloba (trilobed morning glory) is the source of this 2997-nucleotide messenger RNA. RefSeq names its product K(+) efflux antiporter 3, chloroplastic. Gene Ontology annotation, molecular function: antiporter activity. NCBI's taxonomy places the organism in Eukaryota, Viridiplantae, Streptophyta, Magnoliopsida, Solanales, Convolvulaceae. Gene Ontology annotation, cellular component: membrane; chloroplast. The coding region runs from base 245 to 2641 and encodes 798 amino acids. The transcript has 19 exons. Gene Ontology annotation, biological process: potassium ion transport; proton transmembrane transport. The record is from RefSeq and is a predicted model, not a curated record.
UUCUGCGUUUUCUUCCCAGUCACAAUUUUAUACACUUGUGGCGCCUUGUAGACCUCUUCUUUAUCCCUGUUUUGAUUCCGCAGGAGAAAACCCCACCAUUAAAAUAAACUACAAAACGGACAAGAAUAUCAAGCCUCAAAAUUCUGCCCACUAGUGGCUGCUUACAUUUGGUUCAUGUUUUUCAUUGUUUUCGGAUUCUCAGAUUACCACCCAGUAAAGUUCCCAAGGUUCUUGGAAGUAAACUAUGUUGGAUUUGGUUGCCUACUCUCAUGGUCCCAAGGGAUGUGUUGUUACUCAAGCAAGCACACUUUCGGCUAGUUUUGCUGCACAUCGUUUUUGUCGGCAUUAUUCAAAAUCCUUGUUUUGUUAUAAUAGAGUGCAACAUUUAUCACCACUCUCUGUGUAUCAGAAGACUAGCCAUUCUUUUAUAACAAAUGAUGGAUGCAAAACCACACCUACUUUCAAUGGGAAAAGAUUUUUCUUCUUCAAGAAUGUGCCAUCUCAAAGGUACAGACUUCAAAUGUACGCAUCAGUUGAUGUUGCAACUGCUGUUGAUGUCAUCAAUGACCUAGGGAUGGAUACUUUGACAUUCUUAGCCGUGACUGUAUUAGUUGUUCCUGCCUUCAGAACUAUCAGAGCCAGUCCUAUACUUGGAUUCUUCUUUGCGGGAGUAGUGCUCAAUCAGUUUGGCCUCAUCAGAAAUCUCAUGGAUGUUAAAGUGCUGUCUGAAUGGGGAAUUCUCUUUUUGCUGUUUGAGAUGGGUUUGGAGCUUUCACUUGCACGGUUGAAAGCUCUAGCGAAGUUUGCAUUUGGGAUGGGAUUGACUCAGGUUUUAUUGUCAACUCUUGCCUUCUCUGCGUUUGAACUUCCACCUAAUGCUGCCAUUGGGACCAGGAUUUUGGAAUUUCUCUUUCACUCGAGACCUGAUCUGGUCAACAUCAGAAGCGUUGAUGAGGCUGUUGUAAUUGGUGCUGCUCUGUCAUUGUCUUCUUCAGCUUUUGUUCUGCAGAUUCUUGCAGAGAGGGGUGAGCUUCCAACUAGAUUUGGAUCAGCUACUUUAGGGAUACUUCUACUUCAGGACAUAGCUGUUGUACCUCUGCUGGUAGUGCUACCAGUGCUAGAGAGUCAGAAUUUGGUUCAAGAAAGCAUUUGGCCAAUGCUUGCUCAAGAAAGUUUGAAGGCUUUAGGGGGACUUGGUUUGCUCUCUCUCAGUGGAAAAUACAUUUUGAGGCGAGUUUUCGAGGUUGUUGCAGAAGCUAGAAGUUCAGAAGCAUUUGUUGCCCUUUGCCUUUUGACAGUUGCUGGAACAUCACUUUUAACCCAGCAGUUAGGCUUCAGCGAUACGCUUGGAGCAUUCCUGGCUGGGGCUCUCUUAGCAGAAACAAACUUUCGCACUCAGAUCGAAGCUGAUAUAAGGCCAUUUAGAGGAUUACUUCUUGGGCUAUUUUUUGUUACUACAGGAACGUCUAUUGAUACGGAGCUUCUUUUCCGGGAAUGGCCAAAUGUUCUUUCACUCCUGGCAGGUCUGAUUGUUAUCAAGACACUUAUUAUAACAGCAAUAGGUCCCCGUGUUGGACUUACCCUACAAGAGAGCAUUAGGAUUGGGUUCCUUCUCUCCCAGGGUGGUGAAUUUGGAUUUGUCGUCUUUUCAUUAGCAAACAGGCUUGGAGUGCUACCACUUGAGUUGAACAAACUUCUUAUAAUUGUUGUUGUGCUGUCCAUGGCUCUGACUCCCUUACUCAAUGAAAUUGGACGAAAAGCUGCUACUCUUAUUGAUGAUUCCACUGAUGAUGGGGACAAAGCAGCUCAAAAGGUUGACUUCAAUGCUAGUGAACCAAUUGUUAUUGUUGGAUUUGGGCAAAUGGGUCAGGUCCUUGCCAAUUUCUUAUCUGCUCCACUAGUUUCAGGACAAGAUGGGGAAGGAUGCCCUUUUGUUGCUUUUGAUCUAGACCCUUCUGUUGUGAAGACUUCUAGAAAACUUGGUUUUCCUGUUCUCUAUGGUGAUGGAUCCCGUCCAACAGUUCUACAAUCUGCUGGUAUAACGUCCCCAAAAGCUGUCAUGGUCAUGUAUGCAGGGAAAGAAAAGACGCUCGAGGCUGUUCAAAGGAUUCGACUUGCCUUCCCUGCGAUUCCAAUAUAUGCUCGAGCUAAGGAUGUAAAUCAUUUAUUAAAUCUGAAGAAAGUGGGUGCAACAGAUGCUAUUCUUGAAAGUGCAGAGACAAGUUUACAGCUUGGCUCCAAAUUGUUGAAAGGGCUUGGUGUAAUGUCUGAUGAUGUAUCUUUUCUGAGCCAACUGGUCCGAGAUUCUAUGGAGCUACAAGCCCAAGAAGCACUUGGUAAAACUGAUGACCAAGAUAAAGUUAUGAAGCCAUUGGAGGUAAGAGUAGGGGAUUUGGUUAUGGCAAAAGAACCAAUCCCUGAUGAAGAUGAAAUAUGGAGUAUGGACCAGAAAGAUGGAAAUGAUGAAAGUUUUGCCUUCACAGAUACUGAUCAGUUGACUCAUGAUGGUGAAAGCCAUUUUGAAGAUCUAGAAGAUGAAACUGUGCUGUACAGUGACAUUGAUUCCAACAAUUGUUUUCCUGUCAACGAAGAAAACGUCGAGAAAAGUGAUACAGAUGUAGUCCCCAAGGACAGUAGAUAGAGAGCCGUUUCGUGCUGCUAAAGUUCUCAGCUUAGACAUACUAACCCCAAAACAAACUUGGCAUAUAUAAUGCCUAAUAGGUCAUUUGUCAUUAGUUCACAUCUCAUUGUAUAUUCAAUUUUGUGAUAGGGCAUGCCCCAUACAAACAUGCAUAUCUGAUGAUGAAACAUUUUUAGAUUGCAGAAUUAGAGAACUUUGCUGAGCUAUACUCUGUACAGAAUAUGAUCUUGUGUCAAAAUCCAACGGUGGGGAUUGCAGAACAUUUUGUUCCUACACAAGUCCCCUUUGUAAUGUGUAAUGUACUAAUUUUCUGCAGUAUUGUCAAAAUCCAAUGGUGACAACUAAGGUUUCCAGGA